Molecule: messenger RNA, 1244 nt
Organism: Diversispora eburnea
Lineage: Eukaryota; Fungi; Glomeromycota; Glomeromycetes; Diversisporales; Diversisporaceae
Source: the annotation of a GenBank genome assembly
AUGUAUUUUUCUUUUGAAACAAUUCCAGCCUUUGUGUGGGUAUUCAUAGCUACAUAUGCUAUUUAUUGGAUUAAGAAACCAAGAUUAAGUAAAAAUGAACCUCCAAUGGUUCCUUAUAAAAUUCCAAUAAUUGGCCAUACGUUAGAUUAUUUGUUUAAUGCUGAUAAAUUUUUGGCCGAAUGUAGACAACAAUACGGUGAUCCUUUCAAUAUAUAUGUAUUUGGUCAGGUGUAUACUAUAGCCGGAAACGAAAUUGCUCAUGAAGUUUAUAAGCAAUCCGAUAGUUUUAGUUUGGCCGAAGCUACGCGAGAAGCAUUUCCUUUGUAUCAUGUUUUAAAAAGUCUUGAUAAUACUGAAACGUUGGAACAAGUAAUCAAAACAGUACGCGAAGGAAUUACUACAAAAUUACCUUUAUAUACUGGAAGAAUGCAAAAACAACUUAUGAUUUCUAUUAAUAAGGAAGUCGGAGAUUGUCCUAACCCUAAAUUAAUUAACACGGCGAAAUAUAAUUUUUCAAGCAUGACCGCUCGUCCAGUAGCUGAUGUGUUGGAAAUAUCAAAAAACGAAGACGUGGUCAAAGCUUUUGCUGAAUUUGGGUUCAAUCCAAUUGGGAAACAUAUGACUACUUUAAAGAAACAUUUGAAACCUGUAUUAGAGAAAAGAUUGAAAGAUAAAGAAAUUCUUGGUGAUAAAUAUGAACCACCUUUGGAUAUAAUUGAAUAUCUUUUGAAUGAUCCUGAAUACGGAACAAAAAUUAUUACUGAUGAUUACUUGAAUAAAAUCUGUGAUUUUAUAUUUAUUAUUGUUGUUGCCUCUGUUCACACUACUUCUCAUCAUAUUACUUGUGCUCUUUAUGAUUUUGCAGGAAGACCAGAAUUAUGGGAUGAUCUUUAUGAAGAACAAGUAAGAAUUGAUAAAGAAUGUAAUGGAGAAUUAUCACCUCAACAUAUUAAUAAAAUGGUGAAAUUAGAUAGUUUUCUGAGAGAAUCAUUGAGGACUUUUGAUUUUGUGGCUGCCAUUCCUCAGAAAUGUAUGGAAUCAUAUACAUUUAAAAAUGGCAUGACAAUUCCAAAAGGUCGUACUGUUCAAACUUAUUUAAUGGAUAUUCAUUACAAUACCACAGCAUAUGGACCAGAACCAAGGUCAUUCCUUCCUUAUCAUGGUUUGGAAAAUAAUAUUCCUGCAUCAAAAACCAAUAAAAAUUAUUUUGUAUUUGGUUCAGGGAAACAUGCUUGCCCUGGAAG